Messenger RNA from Arachis duranensis, 2929 nucleotides. RefSeq names its product mannosyl-oligosaccharide glucosidase GCS1. The record is from RefSeq and is a predicted model, not a curated record. Gene Ontology annotation, cellular component: endoplasmic reticulum membrane. Gene Ontology annotation, biological process: oligosaccharide metabolic process; protein N-linked glycosylation. The coding region runs from base 113 to 2683 and encodes 856 amino acids. Gene Ontology annotation, molecular function: Glc3Man9GlcNAc2 oligosaccharide glucosidase activity. NCBI's taxonomy places the organism in Eukaryota, Viridiplantae, Streptophyta, Magnoliopsida, Fabales, Fabaceae. The transcript is spliced from 22 exons.
UUUUUGGACAUUAGCUCAAUGCAUAGAGAGUUCACUCAUACUAGUCCUUGCCAGGUCCUCAGCAGCACCUACGCGACGUUGUGACUUUGCGAUCGAGUGACUGAAACCAUAAAUGACCGGAAGCGGAAGAAGAACCACUCGGAGCAGAGCCAGAUCCUCCGCCGAUCCUGACGGCGGAGACGACGAUGCCUCACUCCGGGAAGCGAAGUUGAAGCUGAAGCGUCGGAGAGAGAGGAGCAAGUACGGAAGCACCAUUCCACUAUUCAACAAUCCGAACCUCAAGGUGGUGCUCCUUAUCACCGUGGUGGCAUUCUUCGUAAUCUUGUUUCUGAUCUUUCACCUUGUCAAUUCCACCGCCGAACCCGAGCUCCCUCGCGCCGUCACGCCGCUUCCUGCCCCCAAGAUUAUGGACCUUCCUCAGUUUCAAGGUGAACACAGGGAGAGUUUGUAUUGGGGAACUUAUCGUCCCCAUCUUUAUCUUGGAAUUCGUGCCAGGACUUCACAGUCUUUGAUGGCUGGAUUGAUGUGGAUUGGUGUGAAGGAUGGAAGGUAUCACUUGCGACAUGUCUGCAAAGAUGAGGAUGAUCUUGGCACUUAUGGUUGGACAAAGCAUGAUGGACGUGAAUUCGGGCAUCAGUUGCUGGCAGAUCAUGGCAUGACUUUGGCUACUGAGUUUUUAAAAUCAAAGGUGGGUGGCAGUGGUUACGGAGGGGAUUGGGCAGUUCGAAUUAGUGUGCACAUCAAUAAGUCUGAGUGGAACGAGGAGUUUGGGAAAGGUGCCCAGCUUUUCUUCUAUUUGGCUGAUGAAGGUGGUAAUGUUCUGGAUCUAAGUAGAGAAAAGUUGAACAUUCAUGAGGAUUCUUUGCUUGCAUCUGGCUCUCGACUGGAUAUUGGAAAUUGGCAGCUGCAUUUAAAAUCAACGGAUGAUUUAGAGCUGCAUUAUUCUGGAUUUCGCACCCCUCACUUUCAUAAUUUAUCUGAUCUUGUUGAGGAAAAUCUUGCAUCACAAAUAAGAAACCAUGCUCGAUUACAGCUGUCUGACUCAUCAGUUGAUUCUCCAAAUGUGUUAGUUUUUCAGAUUAUCGGUGGAUUUCCUUUCACAACAGAUAUUGCACUUCUUUCUGGAACUGGUUCGGAAAGCUCAAGAGUAGACGAGCGUGUUAGUCAGUUAACAGGCACCUCAUUGACCAGUCAACUGAAUGAUAAGAAACAAGCUUUUGACAAAAAGUUUGAAGAUGUUUUCAGUUUGGCUGAGAAGGUGGAUUCAGAAUCCAUAUCUGUUGGUAAGGCUGCUGUAGGGAACUUGUUAGGUGGCAUUGGUUACUUUUAUGGGCAGUCAGUAAUUGCAAUUCCAAGAACCCUCGAUCUUAAAGAGCAUGUUAAGUAUGUAUCAUAUUGGCCUGCUGAGCUUUAUACAGCUGUACCAGGUCGAUCUUCCUUUCCAAGAGGAUUUUUAUGGGAUGAAGGCUUUCAUCAACUUCUAAUCUGGCGUUGGGAUAUUCAUAUUUCGUUGGAUAUCAUUGGACACUGGUUAGAUUUGAUGAAUGUUGAUGGAUGGAUACCUCGUGAACAAAUUCUGGGAGCCGAAGCGCGAAGUCGGGUCCCAGAGGAAUUUGUUCCGCAGCAUCCAACAAAUGGAAAUCCUCCAACUCUGUUUUUAGCAUUGAAUGAUAUAGUUAACGGCUUGAAGACCAACAAGUUUAAUUCAAAGGAUAGAAGUGAUAUAUCUCUGUUCCUAGAGCGUGCCUUUGUUAGAUUGGAAGCAUGGUUCCAAUGGUUUAAUACAACUCAGUCAGGGAAUCAGAUGGGCAGCUACUACUGGCAUGGACGGGACAAUAAAACAAUACGAGAAUUGAAUCCCAAGACACUGUCCUCAGGAUUGGAUGAUUAUCCACGUGCUUCCCACCCAAGUGAAGAUGAGCGCCACUUGGAUCUUAGGUGUUGGAUGUCACUUGCAGCAGAUUGCAUGCAUUCCAUUGAAGAGCUGUUAGAUAAGGAAACCAAACCUAGUAAGAAUUAUGGUUCUACAGCUAAGUUGCUAUCAGAUCUUGAGUUAAUAAACCAGAUGCAUUUUGAUGUUGCAUAUGGUGCGUACUUUGAUUUUGGAAAUCAUACAGAGAAGGUUCAACUUAAAUGGAAAGAAGUGGCGGUUGGACAUAAUCAAGCUGCUCGCGAGCUUGUCCGGGAAGUUUUGGAGAGACCCAAGUUGAGAUUUGUUCCCCACAUUGGUUAUGUGAGUUUAUUCCCGCUCAUGACAAGGAUCAUUCCAUCAGGAUCAUGGAUUCUGGAAAAGCAGCUUGAACUCAUUUCAAAUCGAAGCCUCUUGUGGACUGACUAUGGACUACGUUCUCUUGCCAAAACAAGUUCCAUGUACAUGAAACGCAACACAGAGCAUGAUGCUCCAUAUUGGAGAGGUACAAUUUGGAUAAACAUGAAUUACAGAAUUCUUUCAGCACUCCACCAUUACUCGAAAGAGAAUGGCCCGUAUCAGGACAGAGCUAAAGCUAUCUACGAAGAAUUGAGAAGCAAUUUAAUUAGAAAUAUAGUACGCAAUUAUCGACAGAGUGGAUAUCUGUGGGAACAGUAUGAUCAGGUUAAGGGUAAGGGAAAAGGGGUACACCCAUUUACGGGUUGGACAUCACUUGUGACAUUAAUCAUGGCAGAGGCUUAUGAAAAGAUUUAGGCAAAGCAGCAGAGAAUCAGAGAUUACAUGCAGCAACACAGAUCAAAUGUCUCUCACCGCAAGAUUGUUAGUCACCGAAGGCUGCAAGAGAUGUGGCGCACGCUGUUGUAUCUGAAUAUUGACCUUCGUAGAUUCUAGAAAAUGUUUUUAAUACCUAGGUCCGAAUGUGAUUGGUGAAAACCAUAAAGCAAGAUGCCAAUAAACUCAUGUAAGGUUAAACUCUUCCUGAAACAUUUUUCUUUUGCC